Lacerta agilis (Sand lizard) is the source of this 1510-nucleotide messenger RNA. It is a transcript of the gene S100Z, whose product is annotated as S100 calcium binding protein Z. NCBI's taxonomy places the organism in Eukaryota, Metazoa, Chordata, Lepidosauria, Squamata, Lacertidae. The record is from RefSeq and is a predicted model, not a curated record. Gene Ontology annotation, cellular component: cytoplasm. The coding region runs from base 964 to 1263 and encodes 99 amino acids. Gene Ontology annotation, molecular function: calcium ion binding. The transcript is spliced from 3 exons.
CCAAAACACCCAAAGGGUACCAGUGUAAUGCUUAGUAUGUUGGAGUAGCACUGGGAGGAGACUGAGGUUCAAACCCCCACUCAGUCAUAAAGCUCACUGAAUGAUCUUGGACCAAUCCCUAUUUCUCAGCCUUCAUUACCUCACAGGGUCAUUGUAAGGAUGAAAUGGGGGAAUAGGGGGUAGGAAAUGUAUACUUCCCUUAGCUCCUUGGGGAAGGAUGGCAAAUAAAUGAAAUAAAUCAUAAGGCAAAGCAUUGCAUCUUCUCGUUCUGUAUUUGUGGUAUUCCCAGUGGUUGGCUUCCUAGCAACUAAUUGGAUUUCCGUCCUCGUUGUUUUAAUGAAGUUGCUGCUUUUAUACUCCUAGCUCCUUACUGAAUGCUCAGGGAAGCCAGCCAGCCUCAAGAAAGCCACCUGGGGAAAGAUACCUACACCUGUUGACGCAUAACAAGCAGUCACAAAUAAAGUUAAACCCAGGAAAGGGGGUGGGCAUUUUAUCAUUGGUGAUUUCCCUCUAGAAACCCCAGGGGAAUUUGGUAAUCUAGGGUGGAACCCUCAGAAUAGAGUUGACUACAGUCUGUACCUGCUGGAGACAAUACUUUAUUUGGGACCACUUCAGAACAGGUAGGAAGAAAUGCUUGAAUUUUGCCUUGUUAGAUGUAUUUUGCUUCUUUGCCCUUUCAGGAAAACGUGUGGCCGCUUAGAGAUGACUGCACACCCAAUGAGCUCAAUACAUUAGAUUUUCUUCCUGGGUUCAUCUGUAAAAGUGCUCUCCUAAAUUAGUGUCGUAAACAACAAGUUUGUGCAGCUGGUCAGAUGACAAAUAUUUAGCACCACAGAAGCUCUGAAUCCUGUAUAUUGACUUUCUGGGCAACUGUGUUUAUCUCUGUGCAUAUACAGAAAUGCUUACAUUUUAAAUGGUUCGUGCAAGGUUGCCAUAAGUCUUCCCUUUAUCUCCCUUUGUAGUAUGCCAACACUGCUGGAAGGUGCGAUGGACACCUUAAUCAAGGUCUUUCACCAUUACUCGGCAAAAGAGGGGGACAAAUAUAAACUCAAUAAAGGAGAACUCAAGCAGCUCCUCACCAGCGAACUUACUGACUUCCUUUCGUGUCAAAAGGAUCCCCAGUUGGUUGAUAAGAUUAUGCAAGAUCUUGAUAGCAAUAAAGACAAUGAAGUGGAUUUUAACGAAUUUGUGGUUCUCGUUGCUGCCUUGACUGUUGCAUGCAAUGAUUUCUUUGAAGAGCAAAUGAGGAAAAGGGGAGAAUAGAAAUGCAAUACAAGGCUUCCUGUCAACACUCCCGCUUCUGUUUUUAUAUCAGUGCACAAUGAGCAGUUAAUCCAUAGGCAAGAUGUCUUCCAAAACCCAGCCAUUUACUUUCAGCAAGUCUCUUCGUAUCAACCCACCCAGACCCUGAGAUCAUCAUCUGAGGCCCUUCUUCAUGUACCUCCUCCAUGAGAGGUCUGGAGGGUGGCAACAGGAGAAUGGGACUUUUCUGCAGUGGCUCCCCAUUUAU